Molecule: messenger RNA, 680 nt
Organism: Drosophila takahashii
Lineage: Eukaryota; Metazoa; Arthropoda; Insecta; Diptera; Drosophilidae
Product: peptidyl-prolyl cis-trans isomerase H
Biological process (GO): protein peptidyl-prolyl isomerization; protein folding
Cellular component (GO): intracellular membrane-bounded organelle
Molecular function (GO): peptidyl-prolyl cis-trans isomerase activity
Source: RefSeq, a predicted model, not a curated record
GUAAACAAAAAUCUGCCGGUGCAGACAAAUUUUCUAUUUUUAAUAAAAAUUAAUUAAUAAAUAGUAGUAAUCAAAUAUGCCCAACUGGAAUCAAAUACAGUCGCAGCUGCGGAGUUCCAACAAUCCCGUCGUUUUUUUCGACAUAGCCGUAGGCACAACGGAGAUUGGACGAAUGAUAUUUGAGCUAUUUGCCGACACAGUGCCACGCACGGCGGAGAACUUCCGGCAGUUCUGCACGGGCGAGUACCGACCAGAUGGAGUGCCCAUUGGCUACAAGGGCGCCAGCUUCCACCGGGUGAUCAAGGACUUCAUGAUCCAGGGCGGUGACUUUGUCCAGGGCGAUGGCACUGGCGUGACCAGCAUCUACGGCAACACCUUCGGCGACGAGAACUUCACCCUGAAGCACGACUCGCCGGGACUGCUGUCCAUGGCGAACAGUGGCAAGGAGACGAACGGCUGCCAGUUCUUCAUCACCUGCGCCAAAUGCAACUUCCUGGACGGCAAGCACGUGGUCUUUGGUCGCGUCCUGGACGGCCUGCUCAUCAUGCGGAAGAUCGAGAACGUGCCCACGGGCCCCAACAACAAGCCCAAACUGCCAGUGACCAUUUCGCAGUGCGGGCAAAUGUAGCCCGGAGUUGUGAAUGUUGUAAUAAAGUCUCUAUUAUGUCUUUGUAAACGAA